AUGUGGGGAGAUCACGUCGUCUUGAUUGCUCACCUCGAGGAGGGUGAUUUUAUUGCAGACGUCGGCCUGGGGGAGGGUUCCCGAUCUCCCGUGCGCCUCGAAGAUUCGGCCUGGACGGAGGAUGGCUUCGAAUUUUCACUCCAAGGUCGAUCUGGAGGAGAGUGGCGGUUUGAGAACCCGAUCAAUGCUACAGGCUGUUUGCCUGGCUUUACUUUUGACAUGAGCACGUGUGCUCCGAACUUCGAGGAGUUCGAUGCGUUUCACGAGUUUUACUGGUCCCACCCGGACUCCAACUAUGUCCAGAGCCCUGUGUUCUUCCAUCGGAAGACCAAGGGACGAGGAAUACUCUCCAUGCACGCCUGCACCCUCCGGCGCACCCAUCCGGAAUUGCCAGGCGGCAAGGAGGUCCUGGCCGUAGCCAGCUCCAAAGAAGAGUGGUUUCGCAUAGUCAACGACGUGUUUUUCCUACCUUUGGACGACCUCGACGAACACGAAAAGCUGAGAUUGUGGGAGUUGGUUUCGAAGCAGCACCGCAUCUUCGCAGAGCAGAAGUCGUGA
Messenger RNA from Symbiodinium sp. CCMP2592, 558 nucleotides. The record is from the annotation of a GenBank genome assembly. Lineage: Eukaryota; Dinophyceae; Suessiales; Symbiodiniaceae.